This is a messenger RNA of Morchella importuna, 792 nucleotides long. RefSeq lists its product as uncharacterized. The record is from RefSeq and is a predicted model, not a curated record. The transcript has a single exon. Lineage: Eukaryota; Fungi; Ascomycota; Pezizomycetes; Pezizales; Morchellaceae. Gene Ontology annotation, cellular component: cytoplasm. The coding region runs from base 1 to 792 and encodes 263 amino acids. Gene Ontology annotation, molecular function: protein binding.
AUGAUCCAGUUUUUGCUUCUCCGAGGGGCCAAUGCUGAAAAGGCGUACGGCAAGCUACCAUGGACACUACUACAGGCAGCGACAAUGGGGAGAUACCCAGAUUCUGUUGGCAUUGCGCACUGCCUUUUGCACCAGGGAGCUGAUAUUGAAGAGUGCUCAGAACAGGAGCGCAGGACACCCCUUCAAAUAGCAGUCGAUAACCGUGACCACGAAAUGGUCAAACUUCUCGUUGGACUCGGAGCAGAUAUUGAUGCCCGCUACGCUGAGAGUGCACACACUCCGAUCGGAAAGGUGAUCGGGUACGGGGAUCUGGAUAUGUUCAACACCCUUCUUGGACGCCAUGUGGAAAUGGAGUACUGCUCUCCUGGGCGUACGUUACUACAGAUUAUUGUAGAAAUGCAACCCCCAAACUCUGUGGGCAUGGCGAGGCGGCUUUUAGCCUCAGGUGCCAAGAUCGAUGGAUACACAUACGAGGAGCCUAGAACGCCGUUGCAGAUAGCGGUAGGAAUAGAUGAUAAGAAAAUGGCCCUGUUUCUGAUAGCCCACGGAGCAAAUAUUGAAGGAUGCUCUGCGCGCGCUCUAAAGACACCAUUGCAGAUGGCGGUCGAAAAGCAAUCCAAGGAGAUGGUGUCGAUUCUUUUGAAUGGGGGAGCACGCCCGCAUGGCUGUACUCCAGGAUAUCAGUGUCCAAUGCACAUGGCGGUAGUGGCCGGGUCGGAGGAGCUUGUGGGGUUACUUUCAAUUAAAGGGGUCAAUCCUUCUGAGGUCUGUUAUCAAGAUACGACUGAUUAG